Messenger RNA from Helobdella robusta, 1981 nucleotides. RefSeq lists its product as hypothetical. Bases 248 to 1009 code for a protein of 253 amino acids. Gene Ontology annotation, biological process: DNA replication-dependent chromatin assembly. The record is from RefSeq and is a predicted model, not a curated record. NCBI's taxonomy places the organism in Eukaryota, Metazoa, Annelida, Clitellata, Rhynchobdellida, Glossiphoniidae. The transcript has 5 exons. Gene Ontology annotation, cellular component: nucleus. Gene Ontology annotation, molecular function: histone binding.
AACACAUUUUUUGAUCUAACUAGUUUUCCCGCCGAUUAGUGUACUUUUUGCAAGAUUUUGUUUUAAUUAAAAUAUUUCUCCGUAUUAAAAACUUUCCAAUUGUGCGAUUUAAACUUCAAAAUAACAUAUUCGGUCUUUUCUAAUAUUUUUAAUCGUCAAUAUUUGCUGACGUGUUCUUAACUUGAAAAUUCCUUCCUAAUCGUAAUUCCUAAUCAGUAAUCGGCCUCCUCUUAACUUAAUUAAUAAAAUGGCCAAAGUGAACAUUUGUAAUGUCGUCGUAAAGGAUAACCCCUGCCCCUUCAUGCAUCCUUUCCAGUUCGAAAUUACUUUUGAGUGCUUAGACGGAUUGGAUGAAGACCUUGAAUGGAAGAUAAUUUAUGUUGGGUCAGCGGAGAGUGAGGAAUACGAUCAGAUUCUGGAUACAGUACUCGUUGGACCUCUAAUUGGUGGCAAACAUAUGUUUGUUUUUGAGGCCGACCCACCCGAUGCAACAAAAAUCCCCAAAGAAGAUGUUGUCGGUGUGACUGUCAUCCUACUGACGUGCCUCUACAAGAAAGCAGAAUUUAUCAGAGUCGGUUACUACGUCAAUAACGAAUACACCGAUCCCGAACUGAAAGAGAACCCACCGGCUGAACCUGAUUUUUCUAAGUUACAGCGCAACAUUUUGGCGACCUGCCCUCGAGUGACAAGAUUUAAAAUUAACUGGGGGGACGAGGAGGUGAACGUAGGCAACGGUAUCGACCAGCUGUCUCUCAGCUCUCAGAACAGUUUUGGUGGCACCAACAUUUUUGGCAGCAACAACGUUUUUGGCAGCAGCAGUAACAACUUCGGUAGCAGCAGUUUUGGUAGCGACCACAACCACGCCGGUGGUAGUAAUGGAAAUGGAGUCUUGCAGAACUCUUUUGAGGAAGAUCUAUACGAGUCAGACAGUAGGAUGUUGGAUAUUCCUACAUGCGAUCUAAGUAAUCACGAGUUUGAAAAUAGUAACAAUGAUAUGAUGUUUGAUUGAUUGAGUUGUUGGUUCGCUGAUUGUAUGAUUGAUUGAAUGAUUGAUUGAUUGCUGAUUAACUAACUGGCUGACUGGAGGUUUGAUUGAUUAAAUGACCGUUGAUGUCAAAAAUGUUGUUGAUUGCCUGGUUGAUUGAUUGUUUAAUUUAAUUAGUUGAUUUAUUGAUGGUUAAUCUGCAUUUGAGAUUUCAUUUUCAAACAAAUAUUCUUCCAUCCUAUUUUGGUUUGCCAACUAAAUGUUAGAAAUAUGAAAGAAAAUGAUAAUUGUCAUGCUGAAUUUUGUGCUUUUGGAAUGAAAUGCUGAGGCUUAGAAUGCUUUAACAAUUUGUUAAAGAGGCAUACCUAUCUUUUUUUGCCAAUUCAUUCAGUCAUUCUAAGUUAAUUUCACUAUUUCUUUUUAAAUCAUAUAUAUAUAUAUAUAUAUAUAUAUAUAUAAGCUAAAUUUCAUUUCAAACAAUUUAUAAUUUGGGAAAUAUCUCUUAUCACAUAAAAUAAGUUUAAUUAAACAAAGUUUGAUUCAGACAACGUUGCUGAUUAUGUGUGUUUGUGUGUGUUUUUACAAUUCAGUUCGUUUAUAAUUAAAUAUUUAAUGCACAAGCAAUGCUAAAUUACCCAGACUAUAUAAUUCGUCAUUUCUACUAUUCACGAUCUAUUUGCUUGUUUUUAUCUAUAUCUUUUUUACGUUCACCUAGUUAACUGGACAUGAAACAAGAGGCACAUUGCUAUCGUUAAAAAUAUUUUUAUCAUUAAUAUUAUUUUGGGUAUUUAUUUUUUUUAUUAUUGGUUUUAUUAUUUCUAUUAUUAAGUUUCUUUUUCUUAUUAUAGCAGAUUACGCAGAGAAGUGGUGACGAAUAACGCUAUCGUAAACUUACUUUUACAUUUUUAAAAAUUUCUAUCAAACUUUUCAAAAUAAUUUCGUGGUAGUUUUUAUUCAAAAUCGUAAAUGAAAAAUAAUCACUGGACAACAUUCAAA